Messenger RNA from Anopheles cruzii, 1027 nucleotides. Its product is annotated as J domain-containing protein CG6693. Gene Ontology annotation, molecular function: heat shock protein binding. The transcript is spliced from 2 exons. NCBI's taxonomy places the organism in Eukaryota, Metazoa, Arthropoda, Insecta, Diptera, Culicidae. The coding region runs from base 23 to 874 and encodes 283 amino acids. Gene Ontology annotation, cellular component: nucleus; cytoplasm. The record is from RefSeq and is a predicted model, not a curated record.
GUUUCGUGCGCAAAAAAUCAACAUGUCGAAGGCUAUUCUGAAAACUUGUGAGAAGCUCUACGGCACCAAGGAUUUGUACACACUCUUUGGGGUCGAAAAAAAAGCAUCGGAGCAGGAAAUUAAAAAGGCCUACUAUCGUCUGUCGAUGAAGACGCAUCCCGAUCGCGUUCCCGAGGAAGACAAAGGGGUCGCUACCGAAAGGUUCAAGGUGCUGAGCAAACUUUACGGUGUCCUGACGGAUAAGGAUAAGCGCGCUAUAUACGACGAACGGGGCAUCGUUGACGAUGACGGCGAGGACGGGGAGGACAUUCUGAAAGCCAGAUGGCAUCGUCUCUUCACACCACUGACCGUGGCGGAAAUUGACGAUUUCAAGAAAACGUACAUCGGUUCCGAGCUCGAGCGAAACGACAUCAAGAAGGCGUAUCUGAACGGUCGCGGUUGUAUCAACUACAUGAAUCAGAUGGUUCCCUUCAUGAGCUGUGAAGAUGAACCGCGCGUGGCACAGAUUGUGCAGGAACUGAUCGACGCGCAGGAAGUGCCGCCGUACGAUGCCUUCCUCAAGGAGCCGAAGGCAAAACGCGAUCGCCGUCACAAGAAGUAUGCCCGCGAAGCUAAGGAGGCCGAUAAAGUGAAGCGUGAGAAGCGUGAGGACGAUGACGAAAUGGCUUCACUGCAGAAACAGAUUGCUCUCCGCAAUACCGCACGGAAGAGUGCGUUCGAGUCGAUGAUCGAUUCGCUCGUAACGCGCUACGGCGAUGAGGAUGCGUCGCAAGAGUUCGAAUCGCCGAAAAGGAAGCGACCCAACAGCAAGAAAUCGGCAGACACAAAAUCGCAACCUACUCGCAAAAAUAAAAGUCGUGCAGCCAAAUCCUAAAUUUACUCACUUACAGCUCUAGGAAGCGAAACGAGACGGUUUGGCCAAGUCCGGGAAAAAUUGGAACGUGAAACGGCACUUGCUGCCUGUAUUUAUUGGAACUAUUUGAAACAAAAUAAAAAUUCAUUCCGCUCUGCGGGAACUAUCUUCAAU